CCCGUCGGCCUCUAUGCGCUGCAUGCUUUUUGCACUGAACACAAUCUAGCCUGCAUUAAUCAUCCUCGGGUUUUCUCCACGGACACUCUUUCUUCCUUUCUUGUACUUGCCGUAGUGACAUGUCAGUUGGUCCUGGCAGACUUGUCCGGUCGUCUGCUACAUCGCUGCAUCCUAGAAUUUUUACACUGGCACCCACGCGAUCAGCCGUCACUCGUCCUACAAGCAUCCAUUCCUCCAGUAUACCACCUGCGCCCGUGGCAAGAUUAGGUGGUCUAUCUCGGCAUUUCUCCUCCUCACAAUCGAUCAUGGCUCCAAUUACCAAACAGUAUGACUACAUCGUCAUUGGGGGAGGAUCUGGAGGUAGCGGUGCGGCCAGAAGAGCCAGUGGCUGGUAUGGCGCAAAGACAGCGAUCAUCGAUGCAGGAGUUUCAGGAGGUUGCUGUGUGAACGUUGGGUGUGUGCCCAAGAAGAUGACCUGGAAUUUUGCCUCCAUCGCCGAAGCCAUGAAGGCAGGAAAGCACUACGGCUACAAGUUUGGCGAGCCCGAUUUUGAUUUCACGUCCUUUGUCGAGAAGAGAGACGCUAGAAUUAAGGUCCUCAAUGGCGCAUACGAGAACAACUGGGCAAAAGAGGGAAUCGACUUGAUCCACGGUACAGCCACAUUCAUUAACGAGCACGAAAUGGAAGUCAAGCCCAAAGACGGAGGCGAGCCUUAUCGGAUCACGGCACCACACAUUACCAUUGCCACCGGUUCAUAUCCCACAAAACCUGAAGGCAUCAAAGGCUCGGAAUACGGUAUUACAUCUGACGAGUACUUCUCGAUCAAGCACCUGCCCAAGAAGAUGGUAUUCGUCGGCGGUGGCUACAUUGCGGUCGAGCUUGCCGGUGUGAUGAACGCCAUUGGAGUUGAGUCCCAUCUGUUCAUUCGACAUAACACGUUCCUGCGAAAGUUUGAUCCCAUGAUCCAAGAGACCUUGACGAACCACUACGAAGAAUUGGGCGUCCACGUCCACCGCAAUCAUCCAGGUAUCAAGGAAGUUAUCCAGGUGAAGGCGGCAAAGGAUGAGUCCGAUCCGCGCGAGAAGGAACUUAAGCUUAUCAUGAACGAUGGAAGUGAGAUGGUUACAAACGAGCUGCUAUGGGCCAUCGGACGCGGCGCCGAGACUCGAGGUCUAGGUCUGGAGAACAUCCCUAUCAAGCUCGACAAGACUGGCCAUAUCGAGGUGGACAAAUACCAAAAUACGAAUAUUGACGGGGUCUAUGCGCUGGGUGACGUUUCGGGCCAGGUCGAACUUACUCCUGUGGCCAUUGCGGCUGGCAGACUGCUGGGCAACCGCUUGUUCGGUCCACCAGAGCACAAAGAUGCUCACCUAGAUUACGAGAGGAUACCAUCUGUGGUGUUUUCACACCCAGAAUGUGGAUCAACUGGAUUGACCGAACCGCAAGCUAUUGAGAAAUAUGGAAAGGAAAACGUCAAGAUUUAUCACACCAAAUUUUCGGCCAUGUACUAUGAUGUAUUUCCUCCUGAGGAGAAAAAGAAGGAGCCUACAGAGUUCAAGCUCGUCUGCAAACUGCCAGAGGAAGAAGUUGUAGGGUUGCAUAUCUUGGGCAAGGGCUGUGAUGAAAUGAUGCAAGGCUUUGGUGUUGCCGUCAAGAUGCGAGCGACGAAGAAGGACUUUGAUAGCUGUGUCGCUAUUCAUCCGACCAGCGCAGAAGAAUUGGUGACAAUGAGAUAGAAAGGUUAGACCACGUUGUAGUAUAGAGAUAAUAUGUCCAACCUAUACUCUUGGGAAGUACGGACUAACUUGGUCUCUGAUGGUUGCACUUUAAGAGAGUCAGGCAGUAUUGGUCCUUGUGUAGAAACCCCAGGCGCUCCCUGAAGCCUGUAACACGAGGCGCCAAGAGUAUGACGUCUGGGUAAACAGUGACCCGCGCCUGCCUAAGUACCAGGUAACCAACCAUCCACGCGACC
Molecule: messenger RNA, 1972 nt
Organism: Exophiala viscosa
Lineage: Eukaryota; Fungi; Ascomycota; Eurotiomycetes; Chaetothyriales; Herpotrichiellaceae
Product: glutathione reductase
Exons: 6
Coding region: 120-1736 (538 amino acids)
Biological process (GO): cell redox homeostasis; glutathione metabolic process; cellular response to oxidative stress
Cellular component (GO): mitochondrion; cytosol
Molecular function (GO): glutathione-disulfide reductase (NADPH) activity; NADP binding; flavin adenine dinucleotide binding
Source: RefSeq, a predicted model, not a curated record